Messenger RNA from Rangifer tarandus platyrhynchus (Svalbard reindeer), 954 nucleotides. The record is from the annotation of a GenBank genome assembly. Lineage: Eukaryota; Metazoa; Chordata; Mammalia; Artiodactyla; Cervidae.
AUGCCUGUGCUGCUCAUUCUUGAGUCAGGUCUGGAGAAGCCUACAUGUCUCCACCCUAACUUGGCCCCGAGAGCCUUCGAGCCAAAACUCCAGGAGCUGCUGAGAGUCCCCUGGGUGUUACCAUCCCGGCUUCUGACCGCAACGUGCGAGCGGAGGUCAAGAGCAGGGCCCCUGCCCCUCAGGACUUUGGCCCUGGGCUCCCACCCGCAGGCCUUGGCCCCACGGGCUUUCAGACCCCUAGCACAGCAAGAGAUCCAGGCAGGCCCGGCCCCCGCGGGCCUUCGUGGCCUCAGAGCGCCAGCUCAGCGCAGAGGGCUUCACCGGCUCAGGGCCCCUGUGUGGACGCUGCUCACCUCUGGGGAGCUCACAGUCACCCCUCGAGGCCCCAGGGCUGAGUGCCGAGCUCUGCGCCCCGCCCCGUGCAGCCAGGCGUGUCCCUCUGACUGGGGGCUGCGGGGGGCACCGAGGAUGGGAGCCCCUGCCUUAAACGGGCAUUGGGGAAGGGAGGACCCGGCCGGGCCCCCCUGGCCCCCGUGCAGCCCACAGCUGGUGCUCCCCUCAAAGGCCAUGUCUUCCUGCCCGGAACUUCCAGGUGGCGGGGAGGACACGGUGCCUCCUGACAUCCCCCUGGAGACACCCCAUGAUAGGCAGUGUCCAGAUCAGACCUUGCAAGACGUGGCCAAAAGCCGCCCAAGGUCCCAGAGAGGCGGCCCCCGGCCCCUAACCUGUCGCAGGGGCAUGGCACGUUACAGGGUUCCCAGUGGCAAGGCCUCGCUUGUCCUUCGGGUUGCCGCUGCUGGGAAUGUGCUGUUUGAGCUUGGCACCCUGCCUGUGGCGGAGCCCGGCGCCUUGACCGUGGUGGCGAGGACCGCCAUCCAGCCUAGCUCCAAACCAGCUACCCAGGAGCAGCCCUGUGCCCAGGGAAGGAGGUGUCACCUUGAUGAUGAAAAGUAG